Molecule: messenger RNA, 3372 nt
Organism: Bacillus rossius redtenbacheri
Lineage: Eukaryota; Metazoa; Arthropoda; Insecta; Phasmatodea; Bacillidae
Gene: Hsc70Cb
Product: heat shock 70 kDa protein 4
Exons: 12
Coding region: 376-2814 (812 amino acids)
Biological process (GO): protein folding
Cellular component (GO): nucleus; cytosol
Molecular function (GO): ATP binding; ATP-dependent protein folding chaperone
Source: RefSeq, a predicted model, not a curated record
AUAUACUGAACUAUUAUAAAAUAUUUAACUUGUAUUUUUUACAUCAAAAAUAAUUUAUUAAUUUAUAUAAUAUAAAAUUUACUUCUCUCUGCUGCCAAUAGCCAAUUUUUUGAAAUGAAAAUGAUUUCUGUCACAGACGUCACGACCUUAGAAGGUUCUAGAAUCCUCGAAAUCUCAGAAGCUUUUUAGAGCGCAUUGCAGGUUGUGACGUCUUGAGGCGUGUUACAUUGUUCGGAGCAUUGGGUGGUUGUUUUGUCUCAUUGGAAAUAACGAAUACUUAAGCCGGUUGACAAGUAUUUUUUUUUUAUCAAACUAGUGAACGUUUUUCAAGACUGAAGCUAAGUUGUUUGUUUGGUGCUGGUUGUUGUAAAUUAAAUGGCUGCAAUGUCUGUGAUAGGAAUUGAUUUUGGAAAUGAAUCGUGUUAUGUAGCCGUAGCAAGGGCUGGCGGCAUUGAAACCGUCGCCAACGAUUAUAGUUUAAGAGCAACUCCCUCAUGCGUGGCGUUCAGCGGCAAGAACCGCAUCCUGGGGGUGGCGGCCAAGAACCAGAUGGUGACCAACAUGAAGAACACCAUACACGGCUUCAAGCGGCUGCUGGGACGCAAGUUCUCGGACCCGGCCGUGCAACAAGAGCUCAAGUUCCUGCCGUUCCGGGUGGUCGAGACGCAGGGUGGCAACAUUGGUAUUAAGGUGUCGUACUUGGACGAUGACCAGGUGUUCUCGCCGGAGCAGAUCACGGCCAUGCUCUUCACCAAGCUCAAGGAGAUUGCGGAGCUCAAUCUGAAGACCAAAGUCAAUGACUGUGUCAUCUCGGUGCCGUCGUUCUUCACGAACGCGGAGCGCCUCGCGCUGCUGGACGCGGCCCAGAUCGCGGGCCUCAACGUGCUGCGCCUGAUGAACGAGACGCUCGCCACGGCCCUGGCGUACGGCAUCUACAAGCAGGACCUGCCCGCCCCGGAGGAGCACCCCAGGAACGUGGUGUUCGUGGACUGUGGCCACUCGUCCCUGCAGGCCUUCGCGUGCGCCUUCAACAAGGGCAAGCUGCGCAUGCUGGCCUGCACCUCGGACCCGCAGCUGGGCGGGCGGGACUUCGACCUGGUGCUGGCGGAGCACUUCUGCCGCGACUUCCAGGCGCGCUACCGCAUCGACCCGCGCACCAACCCGCGCGCCUUCCUGCGCCUGCUGGCCGAGGUGGACAAGCUCAAGAGGCAGAUGUCGGCCAACUCGACCAAGCUGCCCAUGAACAUCGAGUGCUUCAUGGAGGACAAGGAUGUGCACGGGGACAUGAAGAGGGCAGACAUGGAGCAGUUGUGCGCACACUUGUUCCAGCAGGCGGAGAGAACGCUGCGGAGGCUGUUGGAGGAUUGCAAGCUGCGGCUGGACGAGAUCUACGCGGUGGAAGUGGUGGGCGGCUCGACGCGCAUGCCGGCCAUCAAGCAGCUGAUUGAGCAGAUAUUCGGCAAGCCGGCCAGCACGACCUUGAACCAGGACGAGGCGGUUGCGCGCGGGUGCGCGCUGCAGUGCGCCAUGUCCUCGCCGGCAAUCAAAGUGCGCGACUUCUCCAUCUCGGACGUGCAGAACUUCCCCAUCAAGCUGAUGUGGGACACGUCUCUGGGUGACGGAGGAGAAAUGGAAGUAUUCCCACAGAAUCACCCAGUGCCAUUUUCAAAGAUGCUGACAUUCUUUCGGAAGGAACCAUUUUCAAUUAAGGCAUUCUACAGUGGAAAUAUUCCAUAUCCAGAACCCUUCAUUGGGCAGUACACCAUCAAGGACGUGAAGCCAGCAGCUGAUGGGGAAAGCCAGAAGGUGAAGGUGAAAGUGAGGCUGAACAACAACGGUAUCUUCACGGUGAGCAGCGCGUCGCUGGUGGAGAAGCGAGAGGCGGGGGACCAGGACGCGUCGGAGGAGGCCGGCGCGGCCGACAGCAUGGAGCAGGACCAGGCGCAGCACAACCACGUGGGGCCCGAGGAGGACGAGAAGGCACCCAUGCCCGCAGACAAGAGGGACACGGACAGGAAGAAGAAGCAACUGGUGAAGACUGUUGAUCUGCCGAUCGAUGUCUGCUCGCACGGCUUCUCCCAAGCAGACCUCAACAGCUUCGCAGAGCUGGAGGGCAAGAUGAUCGCCAACGACAAGCAGGAGAAGGAGCGGGUGGACGCGCGCAACGCGCUGGAGGAGUACGUGUACGAGCUGCGCGGGAAGCUGUCCGCGGAGGAGGAGCUGGCGGGCUUCGUGCCCGAGACGGAGCGCGAGCAGCUCUGCGGGCACCUGGGCAGCAUGGAGACCUGGCUGUACGAGGAGGGCGAGGACUGCAACCGGCAGACGUACGUCGACAAGCUCACCUCCCUGCGGAACCAAGGGGAGCCCAUCAAGGCGCGGCGCGCGGAGUGGGAGCAGCGCGGCGCGGUGCUGGACGACCUGGGCGCGUCGCUGCAGCUGGCGCGCAAGGCGGUGGACCAGUGGCGCGCCGGCGACGAGCGCUACUGCCACCUGGCGUCGGAGGAGGUGCACAAGGUGGAGCAGGCCAUCGGCAGCACGCACCGCUGGCUGGAGGAGAAGCGCCAGCUGCUGGCGGGCACGCCCCGCUGCCACGACCCGGCCGUCACCGUCGCCGCCAUCCGGCAGGAGAGGCAGACGUUCGAGAGCACGGUGGGGCCCGUGCUGAACAAGCCGAAGCCCAAGGUGGAGCCCCCGCCACCGGCCCAGAGCGCCGAGGGAGCCGACGGGAAGAUGGGGGCGGACGGCGACCAGACGCAACACGCGCAGAACCACCAGCCGUCGCAACCCGGGGAGGACGGGAUGGACGUGGAGUAGGCCUCCGUUGUGCAGUUUGUGUGAAAGUGCUCGUGCUAGGGUAAAUGAUAUGGUUUGAGCAGGCACCCGCUGCUCAGAGUGUUGCACAGUUGCAAUCUGUGUCGUAGACCUCAUCAUGACAGCUUCGUCAUUCCACCAUAAUCUCAUCACUGCGUUCCUCUCUUAAGUGUUUUGUUUGCGCGUGGUUUUUCUAAGGUCUUUAAAUUAUUAUGUCAGUUUUUAUAGUCGCCUAGUUUGUUUGUGCUUGUGAUUCGCAUCGCAAAGCUACUAAUGGCUCUCCAUAGAACAAGUUCCAGAACUGCCCCGGUCGAUGUGCCCUCAUAUACAUAGGAGACUCGAGUCAACAAGUAUUACUAUUUGAAUUAGCAGGUGUACGGUUAAUGUCACAUAAAAAUUGCAUUUAAUUGUAAAAUACAUUGUGCAUGUGCACAGCUUGUGAAAUGCUUGUAAAUUUAAGAUGGAUAGAAUUUUUGAAAGUGAAAUUUGUAAAGUUGUGAUCUAUUUAAGAAAUUGAUGUUAAGCUAGGCCAAUGUUACUAUUAAAACAUAACUAAGCAAA